UUUCAACCUACAUAGCAAUAAAGUAAAGUGAUGCAAUUAUAUGUAGAAAUAAAAUGUGUUUCUGGCUAUUUUCUUUUUUUAGCAUGCUAUAUUUUUAUGUAGUCGCUUCACUUGUUGUUCCAACAGGCGGGGCUUUCGCUCUUAUCGCUUUAAUAUCGCUUGGCUGCCGUUCCGUUCGUCUGCUCCUGCCGCUCUCUGCCCCACAUGUGCGCGCCUUUGCCUUCUACUGUGCCCUGCAACAUUUUGUUUCUGUGUGGACCAGUGCCCCAGCAAUGUAUCAAGAACAGAAGAAAGACCACAAGACGUAUUGCGCGGCUCUGUGGUGGGCCAUCACGGGAAGAGACAGCAGGGCCACUUUGUUCCGCUUCCAAGAGAAUGAAAGGGCCAGCUGCCUCACUGCGACGACUAUUUCGUGCGCACCGGAACAAUUGUGGCGUUGGACGAGGUGUGCCUCAACGGACGCGGCAGGGUGGUCAUCGACGGACUGCUCAACCAGGAAGAGUGCGACCUUCUGCUUAAGCUGAGCGAUUCGUCAGUCGUGGGCGAUGGCUACGGGAAGGGGCCACAUCCCUCUCUCAAAGAAUGAACUGUUCGUCGGCCUCAGCGCGUUUCAACUGGUCGAUCGCUUACGCAUAUCCUUGGAGAAUGCCACGACGAGCAGACUCCUGUUCCUGGCUUCCCGUAAGGCGCGGCUCGUCACGGAAGCAUACUUCCGGCUGAAGAGGAGGCUUUAUAUGCACUAUGUUCACCUUCAGUGCCGGAUCGCGAUGCCGAACUCCACGGCGCGCCGGAGAGACAUGAGUCACACCAUCCACUCAGACAACUGCGACUUUGCAGACAAUGGCACCUGCAAAAACCCCGAUCACAAGGAACCUCUGUCCUGGCGCGACUACAGCGCAGUGAUCUACUUGAACAGCGACUUUCACGGCGGCCAAACUGUGUUCGCCAAGACACCUCGCACGAGCAUUCGGGGCAUCGUGAGACCCAAGUGCGGCCGCAUGGUGUCGUUCGCGAGCGAGACGGCGCACGGCGUGCUGCCGGUGUUCACCGGCAAGCGAUGCGCCGUGCUCGUCUGGAUGACGCACACACGGCGGAAGGAAGAAAAACGCAGAGCCCUGCUGGACAGCGUGCUGAGGGAGAUCGACGGCCGCGUCCGUAACAGUUCGGAGCGCGACGACCGCUGGGACUUUCUCUGGCAAAUGAAGAGGGACUGACUCCUCGACCGCAAACCUCGUCGCCGGAGCAUUGGGCAACUUCCGUGGACUGCCCGAUAUUUGAGACCGUGGACUGCCCGAUAUAUACCCUCCAACGCCCUCUGGGUCUUGAGGGUAUACUAAUAAUAAUAGGUUUCGAUAGUAGGUGAAGAGGCUCUUCGGUGCGCCCGCAUGUCGGCGAGAAGCAUCGCCAUUUUGAGUAUCGAAACACCAGUCACAAAAAAAAAAAAAAAAAAACGCCUUCGGCUUGCGCUCCCGAAAUUCCGCGUUGCUUACGUUUUGCGAAUCUUGACUGUCCUAGAACUUUGUUUGAGAUCGUCGUUUUGAAUACAGUGGCACCCGAGUAAAACGAACCCGGAUAAACAGAGUUACACUCUAUAUCGAACAGGAGAAGUUUACUGACCUGUACUCAUGUCAAUAAAUCCAUCAUAACGAACUGGACAUUGGAUAUAUCGAGCACGGGGUACCAGCUGCCAGCGCCCUUAAGUCUCUCUGAAUGUGUUUUUUUGCCACUGGGAGAAGGGCAUGUGGAGGGGCAUGAGAGUUCUGAGCGCGCAGUCGGCUUGCUUAACCAAGCUUGCUU
Messenger RNA from Dermacentor silvarum, 1797 nucleotides. Its product is annotated as prolyl 3-hydroxylase 2. Gene Ontology annotation, biological process: collagen metabolic process. Gene Ontology annotation, cellular component: endoplasmic reticulum. Gene Ontology annotation, molecular function: iron ion binding; L-ascorbic acid binding; procollagen-proline 3-dioxygenase activity. The transcript is spliced from 7 exons. The record is from RefSeq and is a predicted model, not a curated record. The coding region runs from base 546 to 1214 and encodes 222 amino acids. NCBI's taxonomy places the organism in Eukaryota, Metazoa, Arthropoda, Arachnida, Ixodida, Ixodidae.